AUUUGCCAAAUAAUGCAAGUAUUCUUCAUUGCAUGUUCAAACCACUUGAUAAUCUCGAGUCACUGCUGUUACAUUCAACCGACCUCAUUGAUUUACCAAGAAAUUUGCUUACCAAUUUUAGAAAGUUACGUAAGCUGAAUCUCCAUGACAAUAGUAUACAUACUUUGGAUCACAGCAGUGAAAUAUUUGGUAAUAUGACAUCCUUGAAAUUUCUAGAUCUCAGUUCUAAUUUGAUUUCAAUCAUGAAUAAGACAUCUCUGCCGUCUACAUUACUAAAUUCAUUGGAACAAAUUAAUCUAGAAGCCAAUCCAUUUUCUUGUACAUGUGACCAAAAAUGGUUUUUGGAAUGGAUUAAGCAAACCAAAACUACGAAUAUCAUGCAUUCGUUCUCUACUGUGAUGCUGAUCGAGAAUGGGGAAAACGUUUUUUUGCGGAAAAUGGAAAAAGAUGAGGGAAUAAAACUAUGCAUUCAUCAAAGGGAUUUCGAUAUUGGAAAACCUAUUACUAGAAAUAUUGACAAAUACCUUCAGAAAAGUUGGAAAGUUGUUGUUGUGAUGUCAAAUAACUUCGCCAAAAGUGAGUGGUGUCAGUGGGAAGUUGACGUAGUUCAGGAAAGGCGACGACGUCAAGGAAAGGGGGUUUUCUUGUUAAUAAUGCUGAAAACAAUUAAUUCAAAGCACAUGACGAGUCCACUGCGUACGUUGCUGGAGAGUACACCUCAUAUAAGGUACCAAACAGGCGUAGGUGAAAACCUGUUUUGGAGAGCCGCCGUAAAGUGCUUAAAAAAACCACUUGGUCAUCCACCAGUAGCAGUUUUGUGA
Molecule: messenger RNA, 821 nt
Organism: Mytilus californianus (California mussel)
Lineage: Eukaryota; Metazoa; Mollusca; Bivalvia; Mytilida; Mytilidae
Product: toll-like receptor 1
Exons: 2
Coding region: 33-821 (262 amino acids)
Biological process (GO): inflammatory response; toll-like receptor signaling pathway; immune response
Cellular component (GO): membrane
Molecular function (GO): transmembrane signaling receptor activity; protein binding
Source: RefSeq, a predicted model, not a curated record